This is a messenger RNA of Odobenus rosmarus divergens (Pacific walrus), 1795 nucleotides long. RefSeq names its product carnosine dipeptidase 1 (metallopeptidase M20 family) (gene CNDP1). Gene Ontology annotation, cellular component: cytosol. The record is from RefSeq and is a predicted model, not a curated record. Gene Ontology annotation, molecular function: metallodipeptidase activity. Gene Ontology annotation, biological process: proteolysis. NCBI's taxonomy places the organism in Eukaryota, Metazoa, Chordata, Mammalia, Carnivora, Odobenidae. The coding region runs from base 34 to 1491 and encodes 485 amino acids. The transcript is spliced from 11 exons.
CUCCUUGCCUCCCUGCUGCUGCUUGAGAGAGGCAUGUUCUGUCCGUCCUCCCCGCCCGCUGGGCUGUCGGAGAAGGCCUUCCGGUACAUCGAUCUCCAUCAGAACGAGUUUGUACAGACGCUUAAGGAGUGGGUGGCUGUGGAGAGCGACUCGGUUCAGCCCCAGCCCCGCCUCAGACGGGAGCUCUUCAGAAUGAUGACGCUGGCUGCGGACAGGCUCCGGCGCCUGGGAGCCAGCGUGGACUCCGUGGACCCGGGUGUUCAGCAGCUGCCUAAUGGUCAGAGUCUCCCGAUACCUCCCAUCAUCCUGGCUGAACUGGGGAAUGAUCCAAAGAAACCCACUGUUUGCUUCUAUGGCCACUUGGAUGUGCAGCCUGCUAGACAGGAAGAUGGGUGGCUCACAGACCCUUACACGCUGACGGAAGUGGAUGGAAAACUUUAUGGACGGGGAGCAACGGACAAUAAAGGCCCUGUUUUGGCGUGGAUUAAUGCCGUGAGCACCUUCAGAUCCCUGGAGGAAGAUCUCCCUGUGAAUAUCAAAUUCGUCAUUGAAGGGAUGGAAGAAGCCGGUUCCGUUGGCCUGGAGGAAUUGGUCAGAAAGGAGAAGGACCGGUUCUUUUCCAGUGUAGACUACGUCGUUAUUUCAGAUAAUCUGUGGCUCAGCCAGAGGAAGCCAGCCCUCACUUAUGGCAUGCGAGGAAACAGCUACUUCAGGGUGGAGGUGAGAUGCAGAGAUCGAGAUUUUCAUUCAGGAACGUUUGGGGGUAUCCUCAGUGAACCCAUGGCUGAUUUGGUUGCUCUUCUUGGUAGCCUUGUAGACUCCUCUGGUCAUAUUCUGAUCCCUGGAAUCUAUGACCAGGUGGCCCCUCUUACUGAAGAGGAGAGAAAGAUGUAUGAAGCCAUCGAUCUGGACCUAGAAGAAUACCGGAAGAGCGUCCAGGUUAAGAGAUUUCUGUUUGACACCAAGGAGGAGAUUCUAAUGCACCUAUGGAGGUACCCAUCUCUUUCAAUCCAUGGGAUUGAGGGCGCAUUUGAUGAGCCUGGAGCUAAAACAGUCAUCCCUGGCCAAGUUAUAGGAAAAUUUUCAAUCCGUCUGGUCCCUCACAUGAAUACAUCUGUGGUGGAAAAACAGGUAACAAAUCAUCUUGAAUAUAUAUUCUCCAAAAGAAAUAGUUCCAACCAGAUGGCUGUUUCUAUGACGCUAGGACUACAGCCAUGGAUCGCAAAUAUUAAAGAUAAACAGUAUCUUGCAGCAAAAAGAGCCAUCAAAACAGUGUUUGGAACAGAGCCAGACAUGAUCCGGGAUGGAUCAACCAUACCAAUUGCCAGAAUAUUCCAGGAUACCAUCCAAAAGAGUGUGAUGAUGCUCCCGCUGGGCGCUGUUGAUGAUGGGGAGCACUCUCAGAAUGAGAAAAUCAACAGGUGGAACUACAUAGAGGGAUCCAAAUUAUUUGCUGCCUUUUUCCUAGAGAUGGCUAAGCUGCAUUACUAGUGACAGGAGCCUUCCAGCUUAGAUCUGACCUACUGACAGAUACCCUCUCCCACACACCUGCGCAGGAACAGAAUCUAAAGAUCCAGAGAAUUUCAGUCCAGGAAAUAAUGUUUUUCCUUCCCAUUUAAAAUGUCUUAGGACAUUUGGACCAGUAAUAAAAUAUUUUAAAGUCACAGACAUUGGAAAUGGCAUACUGUUCCCAUGGCACACCUUUCCAAAGUCAUCCCUACCAGCAACAUCUCCCCAAGUCAGCUGCCAGAGCCCUGGGACUGGACUCUUUCCUUGGAGCACCAGGACAGUUCUU